This is a messenger RNA of Serendipita indica DSM 11827, 3813 nucleotides long. NCBI's taxonomy places the organism in Eukaryota, Fungi, Basidiomycota, Agaricomycetes, Sebacinales, Serendipitaceae. The record is from the annotation of a GenBank genome assembly.
AUGCGGUUCAAGUUAUUCAAAAGUAAUAAGAAAUCUCACGCAAAACAAGACGAUCUUCCAGGAUCUUCAUCAUCUUCCAUUCAAGAGGGCCCAUCCAGGAGAGGAGACAAAGUGGUGGAUACGGCCAACGUGUUCCUCGACUUUAUGGCAAAUAUAGCAGAGGCAUCCGAUAUACUAAGCCCUCUUAAAGCUGCUUGUCGAGCGACCAAAACGGUCCUCGACACCGUUCAAGGGAUCAGGAAUAACCAAGAAGACUGGUUAGAGCUCGUACGGCGUCUUGAAGCCUAUCUGUCGGCUAUCAAUGGGCAGAUCACCUUGCUCAAACGCGAUCCUCCUGAGAUUGAUGGCUCCUUGGACGAAGGCUUUAGUCAACCACUGACCCUUUACGUCAAACUCCUUGAGGAUCUCCACAACAGGAUAAUUGGUUACGUGAAAAUGCAAAAUGAUAAACCACUAGGAGGGCUUACAGCAGUCAGCACGAUGAAGAUUGGCGCUGGAGAUAUCCAGAAAUUCAACCGAGAGCUCGAGGAUCGACAUAGGCAGUUCAUGGAUGCAUUAAAUGUCUAUACUGCCUACGGUGUUCUAGAGAUCCAGCACACUACCAAAUCCAUCAAACAAAAGGUGGAAAGUGUCCUGACAGAAGCCGACUACGCUACCAUACUACAGCUGCCAAUGGUGGCCUCGGCCGCAUCUUCCGUCCACAAUACUUGUCUCAAAGGAACCCGUCAGGCUGUCCUCGAGACGAUCUGGCGCUGGGCAGCCAACAAGGAGUCACCGAAGCCAAUCUUUUGGCUCUGCGAUAUAGCCGGCUCUGGAAAAUCGACUAUUGCAAUGUCUGCCGUAGAAGCAUGGAAGAAUGAAGGAACCCUAGGCGGCACAUUUUUCUUCUCCAUGGCGAUCAGCGAAUGGUCUAAUACAGACAAGUUCUGCUCCACUCUUGCCAGGGAACUAGCUCAAUACGUUCCCAAUCUGGCUCCAUACAUUGCCAAGGCCUGGAAGCGAAACCCUGCCGUCCUGCGAAGCUCGUUCGCGGAACAGUUCCGAAUUCUCAUCGCCGAGUCACUCCAGCAUCAACAAAAUCCAGUAAUGCUAGUCAUUGACGCUAUCGAUGAAUGCAAGUCUGGACGACAGAGAAAAGAACUCGUGGAGGCACUCUCUGCUGCCGCUCAGGAGAACAAGAAUCUUCGAAUCUUCAUCACAAGUCGACCAGACCCUAUCAUCGAAAAGGUUUUACAACCUCUUUCGAUCAAGGCCAAGUUGACAGAUCGCCUCCACGAUACUAGCCAUCGUGAUAAUGUCGAAGAUAUUGCAAUCUAUGUCCACCAAUCGCUUGGUGGAAUCCUGUCCUCUGAUAAGAGGCGGAGACUGGUCAACAAGGCCAACGGGCUGUUCAUUUGGGCGAGCACUGCAUGCCGGAUGCUUAAUGAUGAAUCGUUGGCAAUCGAUCCCGAGAUCAUAUAUGACCGACUGAUUUCUAUUGAUCAGCCCGGAGCCAUCGACGGCGUAUACGACCUUGUUAUUGCACGCAUCGACCAAGCAUCCAAACCAGCCAUUAUUGAAAUGCUGGGUAUGCUGCUUGCUGCGUUCGAGCCACUCACCAGCGACGACUUGGAAAAUAUCAUUAAACAUGCCAAAGGACAAGGGAGUGCCAAAGCACUGGUACGGAUUCUAGGUACCGUACUCAAGGAGGAUCCAAUCACACAUUUGAUUCAGUUUCGCCAUCCCACAUUUGUCGAAUACCUUCAACGAUGCUGCAUUGUUCCAGCCGUAGAUGUGAGCGGCAGGAUCUAUAUCAACAUCUCCCACGCGCAUGGUCAAGUCGCGUCAUGGUGUUUGAGUGGUCUCCGAUCGAGAACAGAAGGUCUCAAGUUCAACAUAUGCCAAAUCGAGUCGUCCUUCUAUCUGAAUAGGCAGAUCCCAGACCUGGAAGCUCGAGUAAAGAAAUACAUUUCACGGAGGCUUCGCUAUGCCAGUUUGCACUGGCCAUUCCAUGUGUCAGCAAUGGAUGAUGGCUCAGGACACGAGCUGCAGAGCGAACUGGCACAUAUAGUCAGAAGUCCUUUUGCACUCUAUUGGAUGGAGGUAUUGAGUGUGACGGGAGGAGUGAUGCGAGCAAUAUCUGGACUUCGAGCUGCGGCACAACAUCAGAGAAUCGAAGAAGAAACAAGGCGUCGGAUGAAUGACAUCAGGAGGUUUUUGAUGGCAUUUUCGGUGCCUAUCCAGGACAGCGCUCCCCAUAUAUACAUCUCAUCACUCCCAUUCAGUCCAAGCAGGUCGACGUUACAUAUUGAGGGUCUAGGAGAGCAUACGAAUGCAUUGAAAGUAACCAGGGGUCUUGACGAGACGUAUCCUGGGCUCCCCAGAAUACUCCAAGGUCAUCAAAAGAUCAACGCUGUCGCAUUCUCGCCAGAUGGCUCGCGAAUUGUCUCUGGCUCACAUGACAAGACAAUUCGACUGUGGGAUGCAGAGACUGGCCAGCCGUUGGGAGAGCCACUCCGAGGUCAUCAAGAGUCGAUCAGCGCUGUCGCAUUCUCGCCAGAUGGCUCGCGAAUCGUCUCUGGUUCAGUUGAUAAGACAAUUCGGCUGUGGGAUGCAGACACUGGCCAGCCAUUGGGAGAGCCACUCCGAGGUCAUCAAGGCUGCGUCAGCCCUGUCGCAUUCUCACCAGAUGGCUCUCAAAUUGUCUCUGGUUCACUUGACAAGACAAUUCGACUGUGGGAUGCAGACACUGGCCAGCCAUUGGGAGAGCCACUCCAAGGUCAUCAAGAGUGGGUCAGCGCUGUCGCAUUCUCACUAGAUGGCUCGCGAAUUGUCUCUGGCUCACAUGACAAGACAAUUCGACUAUGGGAUGCAGAGACUGGCCAGCCGUUAGGAGAGCCACUCCGAGGUCAUCAAGGCUGGGUCAGCAGUGUCGCAUUCUCGCCAGAUGGCUCGCGAAUUGUCUCUGGCUCAGUUGACAAGACAAUUCGAAUAUGGGAUGCAGAGACUGGCCAGCCGUUGGGAGAGCCACUCCGAGGUCACCAAGACUGGGUCAGGGCUGUCGCAUUCUCGCCAGAUGCCUCGCGAAUUGUCUCUGGCUCAGUUGACAAGACAAUUCGACUGUGGUAUGCAGAGACUGGUCAGCCGUUGGGAGAGCCACUCCGAGGUCAUCAAGACUCGGUCACCGCUGUCGCAUUCUCGUCAGAUGGCUCGCGAAUUGUCUCUGGCUCAUAUGACACAGCACUUAGACUGUGGGAUGCAGAGACUGGCCAGCCGCUGGGAGAGCCACUCCAAGGUCAUCAACACUGGGUCACCGCUGUCGCAUUCUUGCCAGAUGGCUCGCGCAUCGUCUCUGGCUCACAUGACAAGACAAUUCAACGGUGGGAUGCAGAGACUGGGGAGCCGCUGGGAGAGCCACUCCGAGGUCAUCAAGGCUCGAUCAGCACUGUCGCAUUCUCGCCAGAUGGCUCGCGAAUUGUCUCUGGAUCACUUGACAAGACAAUUCGACUGUGGGAUGCAGAGAUUGGCCAGCCAUUGGGAAAGCCACUCCAAGGUCAUCAAGACUCGGUCACCGCUGUCGCAUUCUCGCCAGAUGGCUCGCGAAUUGUCUCUGGCUCACAUGACAAGACAAUUCGACUAUGGGAUGCAGAGACUGGCCAGCCGUUGGGAGAGCCACUCCGAGGUCAUCAAGACUCGGUCAGUGCUGUCGCAUUCUUGCCAGAUGGCUCGCGAAUUGUCUCUGGCUCACAUGACAAGACAAUUCGACUAUGGGAUGCAGAGACUGGCCAGCCGUUGGGAGGGCCACUCCGAGGUCAUCAAGACUCGAUCAGCACU